Molecule: messenger RNA, 411 nt
Organism: Balearica regulorum gibbericeps (East African grey crowned-crane)
Lineage: Eukaryota; Metazoa; Chordata; Aves; Gruiformes; Gruidae
Source: RefSeq, a predicted model, not a curated record
AUGCCACCACUCUCCUGCACAGGGACGCUGCCCAAUAUCGCCCGCAACGCCAUUGUCAACUGCGGGGAGCUCGUCACCUACGACCUCAUUAAGGACGCACUGCUGCGGGCACAGCUGAUGACAGACAAUGUCCCCUGUCACUUCGUGGCCGCUUUUGGGGCCGGUUUCUGCGCCACGGUGGUGGCGUCACCGGUGGACGUGGUGAAGACGCGGUACAUGAACGCCGGCCCCGGGCAGUACCGGAACGUGCUCAGUUGCAUCCUAACCCUGCUCAUGCAGGACGGCCUCGCCGGCUUCUACAAGGGAUUCGUCCCUUCCUUCCUGCGGCUCGGCUCCUGGAACGUGGUGAUGUUCAUCUCCUACGAGCAGCUGCAGCGUGCCGUGGCGCUGGCACGGCCAGCCCGGUCCUGA